AAUGUAAAAGGAAGAGAGAGUGCAUGGUAAACAAACUCCUGAAAUCUUUUCGUAAGGCCUAAGAUAACGAGCACUCUGUAGCCUGGAACAGUGGAAGGAGAAAGUGUCACCAUGAAGAUCAGACUGAAAUUGACAAGAUUCCUGCCACCGCUAUUUUACGCCGUCAUUGGUUACAUUGUCAUCAAUAGUGUUGUCACAUUUUUACAAGAUCUUGGAAGAGACAAAGAUGUUAACUCUGAACAGUACAGGAAGUUGCUCAACGAGAAAAGAAUGGAUUUAGAAGAAACAAUAUUUGAUUUGACAACAGAAGAGAAUGAAAGAUUCAUUAGGGAGGACUGGUGGAAACUCAUGGAAACAAUUCAAGUAGAACGGAAAUUCAGAUUAAGAAAAGUCUGUCAAUCCCUGUACAAUCGAACAGCUCAAGAUACCACUUACCUAGCCUAUCACAAGAACCAGCUGCGCUCCCUAAUUGUGAAUGAUAAGUUCCGCUUCAUCUACAGCAUUGUGUACAAAGUGGGCUCUACCAAUUGGGAACGGGUGAUAGUGCAAGAUUUGGAGGGGUUUCUAAAUGUCCCGAAUCAGAAGCUUUACUCGCACAGGGCACUUCAGUGGAUGCCAAAGUUUAAGGAAGAGCAGGUGAAAGAGUACCUGGACACGUACACCAAAUUUAUGUUUGUUCGAAACCCUCUGUCGAGAAUACUUUCAGGGUAUAGAGACAAAUUUGUGGAUCAUAAAAAUUCAGUGUUUGCCAGCCUAGCGCGGCGAAUAAUCAAGCAGUAUAGGACAGGCUCUGCAGCCGAGAUCUCCAGCCCCAAUGUGACAUUUACAGAGUUUAUCUCAUACCUCAUCGAGUCUGCCGAGAACAGAGGAAAUCCGCACUGGAAACCCAUUUAUGUGCAGAACAUGCCGUGCGAAAUUGAUUUUGACAUUAUUGGACGAUUGGAAGACGCAAGCGACGAUAUUCCGUAUGUGCUGAAGAAAAUAGGCAUCUGGAACGAAACAGAUUAUGGGAAAGGCCCUGCCCGGAAAAAUACAGAUGCAGAAUUGUUAGAAAGGUAUUAUUCCCAGGUACCAACAAAGUUGUUGAAAGAGCUCUACAGCAUUUAUGAACCUGAUUUCCAUAUGUUUGGAUAUGAUAUGCCACUCUUUGUAUAGUUGUACAUGUCAUUGUCAACCUUAACAUAUCAGAGGGGGCUGGGGGUUAUUGUCCUGCCCAAUGAAUCUUAGGGGGUAAUUGCACAGGGGUAGGUGUAAAUGUCCAGUGGGUAUUUUUUGCGGACAAGGCUGCGGUCUUAUAUAAGUCUCAAUCAAAGGCAUACAUGUAAAUGAAUUUAUCUGAUUUAUAUGAAAAUAUGGAGUCUGGGAGAAUGAUAAUUUAUUUUUUUAAUUAAUGUGGGAGAAGUUUGAAUAAUGAAUUUUCAAGUUUCCGUAAUUUUAGACCUCAUUCUUUCAUUCUUCUGUAUUCAUGAAAGCCCUUUCUUUCUUCAAAAUAGAGUUAUCUCGAAUUUAACAUUGUACAUUUGUAGCUAUAUUAUGAGAAAGAAAAUUAUGUGGAUUUUCAAUUUUAAUGUAUUCAAAUUGUCAUGCUGCAACAUAUUAUAUAUGAGUGAAUUCAUGUAGCGUUAAAAGGAUUUACCAAAGUGUUUUCUUUUAUCAAUGGCAUUUGUAGUUGUUAAUGACAUGUACAUCAUGUAUUAUUGGCUCUUUAUGUUUUGAGGUACAAGUAUUCAGACUUUUUCAGUAUUUCAAUAGUUAUUGAUUAUAUACCACUGUUUCGCUUGUAUAAUGGUCAAGCUCCAAGUGACAUUUGAAACAUUCAAUGCCUCUUUCAGAAACUUGUUAAAACAGUUUUAUUUAAUCAGAGUUACUAUGAUAUUAUGUUGUUAAAAUUCUGGAGAGAGAUUUUGUUUUGUAUAGCGCCUUGAGUAAGUUAUUAGAUAAUUGCGCUUUAUGAGUAUUUAUUAUUAUUAUUAUAUAUUGCGUACUCAUUACAUUCUGCCAUAGUGCCUUGAAGUUCACAGAAAGUGCUGUUUUUCAAAUUUAAUUUUUUAAGUGCUGUACUCUAUAGACUAUGUAAUUGUUAUGAAAUGAUGUAUGGUUGGAAAGUCAGAUUUUUUUAAAUGACACUUUCGGUACUAUUCACUUCAGUAUUUUUCCUACAGUGCUAUUAAUUAUACUAGAUUCAAGCAACACACACUAAUGUAUCAAGUACUAUUUUAAAGCGAUGUAUCAUGUAUCGUAGAAGGAGUGAUGGAGUAGUUAUUAGAUUCAUGUAGUUUGUAAAGAUGUCUAUUUUUGUGUGCAUGAUAAUAUGGUAUACAGAGUACAUACGGUACUACAUAUAUACUUUCACAGUGACCUUGCAAAUGUUGAUGAAUUGUGUUCAUGGAAUUUAUUUUGCUCAUGAAAUCUCUCCAAGUUUUGACAUGAUAAGGUGCAAUAUCUAUAUCUAAAAUCAAUCUGUGUAUAUAUGGGAAUAUAUUUCAGACUUAAUUGACACUACAAAGACAAGUUGGUGACAAUUUUUAACAAUUCUUUUUUCUCCAGUGAGUGAGUCAAUAAUGUAUUGGAAACCUAUCAUUGUGCUUAAACAUAAUCUCACAUACUGUAUGUGAGAUAUCACCAUUCAUGGAUAUCAUUUUGUCUAGUAUUAGUAUUAUAGACGAAUCCUCUGGUAUAAUAUAUAAGUCAUUUUUAUUUUGAAAGAAAGUAAAAGAAGGUACAUUUAAAUUUGCCUCUGCCAGAAGAAGACUAAAAUGUUUUCCAUCGACUGGCAAGAUACACGUACAGGGUAACAAAUACAAUAAUAACUGUAAUAACAAACACAGGACAAACAGACAGAGACACAAUCAAAACAAAAAAUGAGAAUAAUAAAAAUAACAUGUCACAAUCCAAACAAUAACAUAGUGUGUCAAUAUCAUUAUAAGACAGUGUUUGUACUUAAAAAUAAUUUGUAUUCAUAAUCCUACAUGUAGUCAUGUAUACAUGUGUUAAAGUUCUUUUAUCUUCAUCACUUGGAGUACUGUCUGCUAUUUCAGUUUAACCAUCUCAAAUCCAAAGUUUUUUAUGCCUCUAUAUUAGCUUUUUUACGCUAAUAUUUUGAUACACGUCACACUGUAUAGUUCCAUCAAUUUAAAUCAAAUCAUUAGUAUCAUUUAUUAACCAUAUUUUAAGUGAGAUUUAGCACUCAAACUUUUAUAUUUAAUUUUUUUAAAUAUAUUUGAGAUGUCAUAUUUAAUAUAAAUUUUGAUACUACUUGUAUUCGAUACCAGAUAUUACAAAUUCAAUUUUAUGAAGUUUCAUUCUUCUAAGCACUCAAUUGCAAUUUAGUCUGCUAAAUGAACAAUUUACCUCAUGCCUCA
This is a messenger RNA of Strongylocentrotus purpuratus (purple sea urchin), 3362 nucleotides long. Its product is annotated as carbohydrate sulfotransferase 14. Gene Ontology annotation, biological process: carbohydrate biosynthetic process. The transcript has 4 exons. Gene Ontology annotation, molecular function: sulfotransferase activity. Gene Ontology annotation, cellular component: membrane. The record is from RefSeq and is a predicted model, not a curated record. The coding region runs from base 112 to 1155 and encodes 347 amino acids. Lineage: Eukaryota; Metazoa; Echinodermata; Echinoidea; Camarodonta; Strongylocentrotidae.